Messenger RNA from Besnoitia besnoiti, 2094 nucleotides. Its product is annotated as brix domain-containing protein. Gene Ontology annotation, cellular component: preribosome, large subunit precursor. Gene Ontology annotation, biological process: ribosomal large subunit assembly; rRNA processing. Bases 1 to 2094 code for a protein of 697 amino acids. The transcript is spliced from 5 exons. Lineage: Eukaryota; Apicomplexa; Conoidasida; Eucoccidiorida; Sarcocystidae. Gene Ontology annotation, molecular function: rRNA binding. The record is from RefSeq and is a predicted model, not a curated record.
AUGGGUCGCCGCCGCCGCACAGGAAAGGCCUCGCGGCGUGCCGCGCCACCCCACGCGCGCCCAGGGAAGCCUGGGGCGGCGGAGGAGCCUCAGGACAGCCGGCAUGCGUCGACCUUCUCGGGAUCGGCCUCUGCGCCUUGCUCGUUCGUCGUGAAGCGCGGCCGCUUGACGCCUUCGGCGCGACUCCUCGUGCAGGAUCUCCGCAUGCUCAUGUCGCCCUACUGCAGCUCUCGGCUGAGGGAGAAGCGCAGCAACAAACUGAAGGACUUCGUUGCUGUCUCCUCGCUCCUCGGCGUGACACACCUGCAGGCCCUCUCGCAGACGGAGGCUGGCGUCUACCUGAAAGUCGCGCAGCUGCCGAACGGACCCACACUCACCUUCCUCGUUAAAAAAUUCACUUUGAUGAAAGAUAUCCGCAAGGCUGCAGGCUCCAAGGCACGGAACGACGCCCGCGACUUCCGCUCGCCCGCCCUCCUCCUCUUCAGCGGCGGCAGCGCAGGCGAGAAGGAGAAAAAGCGAGACAAGAAGGCCGGCGAAGAUGAGCCGCCAGGCGACCACGCCGCACUCAAAGCGCGCGACGUGGAACAGCUCGUCACAAAAAUGAUGAAAAACGUCUUUCCUGCCAUAGACGUCCAGAAUGUCGCACUUUCAGACUGUCGGCGCGUGGCGUUGUACCGGCGCCAGCACGUGACGGCGUCUUCUGGGCUGUCGAAGACGAGCUUCAUUUACCAGUUCCGGCAGUACGCAGUGGUGCGGCGGGCAGCGGGCGUGACGUCUGGCGUGCGGCGGCUGCUCGAGGCGGCGACGCGCCCUGCGGCGGAGAAGAAGAUCUUCAAGAGUCUCGGCCUGCGCGAGGCGACGAAGAAGAGCGAGCAAGCGCGCGAGGCGCGCGCGAAGGAGCGCCUGCGGCAGGGGCUCGAGCGCGGCGCGCUCUCCGAGGCGGAGGAGGACGAGGCGAGCGACGGGGGGGGAGCGGGCGCGCGCAGGCGGCGCGAUCUGGACAUCUGCGACGUGACGCUCAGUCGCGAGCGCGGCGGCCGCGGCAGCUGCUUCUCAGACAGCGAGGCGGAGGACGACGACGAGAAUGUCGUCGAGUUCGACGCAGAGACGGCGGUCGCCGCCUGCCCAACGAGUGCCCGCGCCAAGAAACAGAGUCUGGACGCGCUGCUCAGCUCCUGCGCCGAGGGAGGCUUGCUCCGCGAAGACAGAAGGAAGAAGCGCGCCGCAGACGACGACGAAGAGGAGGUCGAAGCCGACGACGACAGAGACGAGACCUGGAAAAUGGCCGUCUCCCUCGUCGAGCUCGGCCCCCGAAUGGAGCUGCAACUCGUGAAAAUCGAAGAAGACGUCUGCGCUGGCGGAGUUCUGUAUCAUCACUUCAUCUCGAAGACUCCUGAGGAGCUGCGCGUUCUCAAAGCCAAAGAAGCUGCGCUGAAGGCUGAGCGCCAGCGCCAGCGCGAGGAGAUGGAGCGCGCAGUCGAGAUGCAGAUGAAGAAGAAGCGGAAGGCGGAGGAGGCGAGCGACGCAAGCGGUGCGUCCAGCGAGGACGAGUCAGCGGGCAGCGAAGGCAAGAAAGGUGGCAAGCGCGAGCGCGAGACAGAGAAGCGGAUCGCGCCGUCGUUCGAUGAGCUGGCUGGGGCGCUUCUGGAGGAGGGCGAGAGCUCGGGGUCUUCAGAGAAGGGUCGCAAACGCACGCGACACGUAGCGCGAGGCGAAGACGACUCAGACGCUGGUGAAGAAAGUGAAGCCGACGACGACGCCGGCGCUGCGGGAGACGACGAAGCCGAUGAAGACGAUGAAGGCGAUGGAGGGACAGGCCGCGGGGGGGCGGGCAAGCGAAGAAAGUUCCAUCCAUUCUCGUUCAAGAGGAAGGAGAAGAAGAAAGAGGCGGAGGCCGGCGACGACAGUGGGGGCGAGAUCCCGACGGUCUCGGAGCGCGACUUGAAGGGCAGCGGGAAAGACGCGCAGCGGUCAGGAGCUCGAAGCAACUUGAAGAAGGCUCGGGAGCCGCGCGGACGGAAAACCGCUGCCAGUAUGGUGCUGCGGAAGUACCAGAAGGCGAAGGAGCGAAGCCGGAAGUCUGGAAAGAAGUGA